This is a messenger RNA of Sipha flava (yellow sugarcane aphid), 5799 nucleotides long. RefSeq names its product adenomatous polyposis coli protein-like. The record is from RefSeq and is a predicted model, not a curated record. Gene Ontology annotation, molecular function: beta-catenin binding; microtubule binding; gamma-catenin binding. Lineage: Eukaryota; Metazoa; Arthropoda; Insecta; Hemiptera; Aphididae. Gene Ontology annotation, cellular component: cytoplasmic microtubule; catenin complex; beta-catenin destruction complex. The transcript has 26 exons. Gene Ontology annotation, biological process: cell migration; regulation of cell differentiation; nervous system development. Bases 236 to 5734 code for a protein of 1832 amino acids.
GCCGCACUCGACGGCGCACGCACUAUCAUCCGUCCCGCUGAUGUCGCGUCGUUUUCUCGUUCCUCGCGUUUCGCACUUGACCACCGUCCGUUUGAGCCGUUGACGAUCCGCCUCGUUCCCGUCUCGAUUUUUCCUCGUUCCCGAUCCGACCGGUAUUUCGGCUAAUCGCACACAAACGUACACACACACGAUGCCUGUGCGCGAACGUUAAAUUACUAUUUUAUAGUUAUGAGAUAUGACACUUCCAGUUUCCAGCUAUGAAGAGCUAUUGGAAACAGUACGUAGUCUUAAUCAAGAAACUAGACAACUUCAAAGGCAAUUAGAUACACCAUUGUUAACUCCACAUUUAUCUUUUGUUGAUGAAAACAGUGGAAUGCCAUCAAGAAACGUAUCUUCAAAGAUGACUUUAUCUCUUGAAAAUAAAACUAGUAGUGAACAGGAUCAACGUAUAGAUAAAGAAAAAAGAUCAAUGGCUGAAGAUAAAGAAAAAGAUGAGGCUAAAAUUUCUCCUGAUGGUUGUUUACCUACUCCUCCUGGAAUUAUGGCUGAUAAAAAAUUUAACAUGUGGCAUAGUGUAGGACCCACAAACAUUUCUUCUAAUUCGUCCUUAUUACGAUCUCAAACAUCAUCAUUAGAAUGUGAAAAAGAAGGUCUAUCAAUGAGAUCUAAUAGCCAACAACAAUUGGGAGCCAAAGUAGAAAUUGUUUAUAAUCUUUUGUCAUUAUUGGAAAACAAUAAUUCAAUACAAUCUUCUUAUCAAUCUGUCUCAGUACUUUUGGCUAUGAGCAAAUCACCUGAUUGCUGUGCAGCAAUGCGACAAACAGGUUGUGUUCCAUUGCUUGUGCAAAUUGUUCAUGAUAUGAAUGCUGAUAUAGUGGUUCGACACAAUGCAAGUCAAGCAUUAAAAAAUAUUGUUACCUUUAAUCAAGAUGAAAAACAAGGUCGUAGAGAGUCCCGUGUUUACAAGUUAUUGGAAAGUAUGAGAGAAUACUGUGAUACUCCAGUUGUGGUUCUUAAGCAACUGGAUAUUAGCAAGCAUCCUAUCACUGCAAUUGCAGCAUUGAUGAAGUUGUCUUUUGAUAGCCAACACCGAUUUGCUAUGUGUGUAUUAGGUGCCAUUUAUACUGUUACUAGAUUAAUUCAAGUUGAUCACGAAGUUCAUGGUAGUGAGCCAGAUUUAGAACCUAAUUCAGAAUGUGUGACCUUAAGGCGAUAUGCUGGCAUGGCCCUAACCAAUUUAACGUUUGGCGAUGCUACUACUAAAACACUUUUAUGUUCUUUUAAACAGUUUCUUAAAGUAUUGAUUUUACAGUUACAAAUACAAUGUGAAGACCUUAGACAGGUUACUGCAAGUGUUUUACGUAAUUUAUCAUGGAGAGCUGAUCCACAAAGUAAAGAAAUAUUGCGUAAUGUUGGAGCAGUUAAGGCAUUAAUGGAAGCUUCAAUGAAAGCAAAUAAAGAAACCACAAUGAAGUCAUUCUUGUCUGCACUUUGGAAUUUUUCUGCUCAUUCUCCUGAAAACAAAGAAGAAAUAUGCAAAGUUGAAGGGGCCAUUGAAUUUUUGAUAAAAACAUUAAGUGGAAUAGGUUCUUUUAAAUCAGUUACAAUUAUAGAAAAUGCUGGUGGAAUAUUGAGAAAUAUUUCAUGUGUUAUAGCAUCCCAUGAAGAAUAUCGUGAUAUUUUAAGGCAUCACAAUGUACUUGAAAUGCUAAUGCAACAACUGCAGUCUCCAAGUUUAACAAUUGUAAGCAAUGCUUGUGGAACUAUUUGGAAUUUAUCUGCACGUAAUAUUUGUGAUCAAACAACAAUGAUUAAUUUGGGAAUCAUACCUAUGUUACGGUCGUUGAUACAUUCUAAGCAUAAGAUGAUUGCCACUGGUUCAUCAGCUGCUCUUAAUAAUCUUAUGAAUGCUAUGCCUGCAUAUAAUGCUAUUCAAGAUAUGAACAUAAAAAUGAAUACUUCAGUGGAGAGUACUUUGCAAAAUUCUAAUGAUACUCAUUUGAAAGACUGUGCUGAAGGUACAAAACCCAUAGCUAAUUGUGAUGAUUUGGAAGUUCCUUUAGAGCCAAAUGUAACAAAAAUCUCACAACUUUUGUGUAACAACAUUGAAAUUAGUAAAAACAAUCCAACUUCUAUAGUUAGAAAUGAAGAAUCUUCUACUUCAAAGCAUAAUGAAGAAUUUGUUCAUCACACUGAUCAAAAUGUUAGCUUCGAUGAGAAAGAAAAAAAGUCAUCCAUUGGGUAUGCUGAAACUUCUUUAGAUGAAGCAACUAACUAUAGUUUGUUAUGUGAAGAUGAUGAUAAUGGUGAAAAAGCGUUAACAGGAGAUACCACACAGACUUAUUGUACAGAAGGUACUCCUUACAAUUUUUCUAAUGCAGCUUCAUAUACUGAUUUAAGAAAAUGUGGCAUAGAAGAUAAGAACCGUAAUGAAUCUGAUGGAGCAGAAACUUCUGAACAAUGUACUAAUAUACAUAAUCCUGGAAGUGAUACACCUAAUGGUGCUCAGUCCAAGGAUGAACAAAAAGAUGGUAAAAUGGUAACAUUUGAGACACCAAUGAUGUUUUCAAGAAGUAGUUCUAUUGCUUCUCUUGGAAGUUGUGAGCCACAAGAGGGUUAUAUUGGUAGUUCAGCAGUUAGUGAAUGCAGCCGUGUCACCAGUGGUUUAGUAACACCUAGUGAAAUUCCUGAUUCACCAACUCCAACUGUUCCACCUAGUCCUCCAUGUUUUAAAAGUAAUAGUAUUUUUGAUGAUAGUUUAACAAUUUUUAAAGAAGAAAAAAUGCCUGGAAAAAGUUCAGAAUGUACAAGCUUAAGUAGCUUAACCAUUGAUGAUGAUUUACGUGAAAUGAAAUCACAAUAUAUUCAAGGACAAAAUGAAUUACCGUCAUUAAACAAAGAAAAUAAUGUUAUGAAUGUUAUGAAUAAUAAAUCAUUAAGAUCUCCAUCUUCAGAUAAGACCUCUAAAUCUUUUCAGUUAAACCAAGUCGGUUUCCUUGAAUCACCCUCUUCUGCAUUUCCUUACUUGCAAAAUAAGAAUCCAGGAUUUAUUCCUCACGUUAGAUCCAGACUUCCAGUUAUGGUGCAAAACAAUAGCCAGGUGGCAGACAGGUGUUCCGAGUCUAUUUUUUCAUCUAACAGAAUUACUGAUAAUGAGGGAGAUGAGAUUGUUGGAUUUUGCACUGAAGGAACUCCAGCUAAUAUAAGUUCAGCUACUUCACAUUCAGAUUUAUCAAUGAUUGCUCCCUCAGAAGACGGCUCUGAAACCAAUGUUAUUCUUCGACAGUCAAUGAAAAUGGUUGGUAAAAGACGGUUAUAUCAAACACCUAGUAAUAAACCUAUGGGAAAUUUAAAUCUUCAGUUUAAUCAAACAUUUGCUGUAUCCACUUCGGAAAACUUAUCUUCCAGGUCAAUGUUAUUGGAUUCUCCUUCAACAGAAUCUCAUGUAUCAAAUUCUGUUAAUUCAUCUGAAAUUGAGGAUCCUGUGACAGUUAUUAAUAAUCGAAUGUCAACUGAUUCCAUUGAUAGCGAAUUUUCAUUGGAUGACUCUGGUAAAUGUGAUAAUAGAAUACCUAGAUCUCAUUCUUUACAAGAUGCACGCACAUUGAAUAGUGAACCAAUGUCUGAGGACGAGGAUGAUGAUGAUAAUAAUGCUUUGUUGGAUCAGUGUAUUAAUGCUGGCAUUGAAAAAAUAACAAAUUUAAAAUUAACUGAAGAAGAAUUACCAGAGAAUGAACAGCAAGAAUUGUUGAACCAGUGUAUAGAUUCCGGUAUUAAAAUGUCAGCUAAAUCCAAAUCACAAAUGCCAGUUAAAAAAAGAACUAAGAAACAAGAUGAUGAUCUUACUGAUGAACAGCAACAAGAGUUAUUAGAAUCAUGUAUUGCAGCUGGGAUAAGGAAUAGCAAGAAAUCUUUUAAAACAAAAAAUGAUGAUUCAUCUGAUAGCGAUCAAGUGGCUUUGUUAAACGAAUGUAUUGCGACUGGUAUGAGUAAUUUACAAAAAAGCAAACCCAAAGAAACAAAUGGUACAUUAGAAAUAAAUGAUGAAGAUUUAUUGAAAAAUUGUAUUAGCCAAGGUAUAAAAAACAUUGAAAGAGGAUCAACUCGAAAUAAAAGAGAGAUACCAGUAUUUAAUAAAUAUAAAAAAUAUUACACGCCAAAAUCAGAAAGUGAAAUUAGUGAAUCUACUAGUACGAUUACUCCUGGAGAUUAUGUUUGUGGAGUUAAAAAUAAACAUGAUGAAAGCGACGAAUCCACAUGGAAGGACGAUGAAACAUUGACAUUUUCUACACUGACAAGCUCUUACCAAAGUGCUAAUACUGGUGAAAGUUCUAGACCAAAAUUAAUAAAAUUGGAUAAAGGAGAAAUAGGUAUUAUAUCAUCAUUGGAUUUUGAGGACACACACCUGGAUGCAAUAAAACCUCCUUCGGAUAUGGAUAGUUUACUAUCUAUGACUACAAGUGUUCAAUCAAACUGUGGUUUUGAUAAAAAACGAAAAAUUUCUAAUGAAAGAAAUGAUUCAUUAGGAAGCUGUACUAAUCUUGAGAAUAUUAACCCUCCAUCAUACAUGGAUGAGUUCACUGAUUUUGAGAUGGAAAACAGUACUACUAGUAUAUCUAGUAUACAUUCUGAAAUAGUAGAUCAGUCAAAUGGCGCUCAGUAUUAUACAGCUGUUGAUGAUACAACUUUAGUUGAUGAUUUGCCAUCAUCUGAGAUGUCAUCUGACCCUAAUUAUUCUAGUCCAGCUCAAGUUAGGCGUCGACUAACUCCUAAACAAAAGCGUAAUAUGAAAAAAGAAAGGUAUAAUACUUAUACUAUAACUUCUGAUGAUAGCAGGGAAAACUCUAUGGAACCUGAAACAAGGCCUUCAACUGUAAACGAGUCUGACUCUCAUUCUUCUGAAGAUGCAGUAAAAAAAAUGUCACCAAAAGAAAAAUUCCAAAUAAAAAGAUCAUCAGAAAAAGAUAGAUUUCGUACACGAACAUUAGCUGAUUUAGAUUUAACUCGUAUUAUACAAUCUCAACCAGUAGACAAUGAAUUUACUUCAACAGAACAUUCAAGAAACGGUGUUGAUGAAAGUACCACGUCCGAAGGCACAGAUGGUUAUUCCAGUGACGAAAAUGAUGUAAUUACUCCUGUUGCUUCAGCUAGAGUUGUUAAACCCACUGAAGUAAAGGCUGUUAGAGGUAAGAAAAAAUCACGUGGAAGUGGAAUACCGAUAGUAGCGCGGAGUAGUCCUCAACCAGUUUCUACAGUUUCUAAAAGCUCACAAUCAACUCCUACAAAAAAGCCAGCUCCACUGAAAAGGCAAGGUACAUUUGUUAAAGAAGAAUCACGUAUACCAACUCCAGGAUCUUCUGGCAAGAAACACACAAGUGUGCCCAAUUUGGUUAAACCUCCUUCUAAUAAACAGUCAGCAAGUACACGUGCUAGUGGGGUUCGUAAUUCAAUAAGUAAUAAUAGUUUAAAAAGUAGCAGUGACCAGUGGACGGGUAGUAAUAGUAGUCUUCCAACAAUGGGUGGAGUGGCAAAAACAAACAGCAAUACUAGUUUAAAUUCGAACAUAUCAGCGACAAGUUCAGGAUGCUCAAUUAGAACAGCAUCUGGUCAAAAGAAAGAAGUCGGUAGUAAGAUAGCAACCUUGUGGAAAAAAGUGGAAGACACCAAAAAAAAAAAUGUCAUCAAGAAAGAUAAUCGUGUUUGGAUUAGUUCAAAUAUGAACAAUCGUAUUUAAAAAAAAAAAAUUAAAUAGUAUAUUUUAUUUACAUACAUAUUUUCCUUCCACUUAAUAAUUUUCCU